CUUCUACGCAUGGUAGCGGCUUGUGAGUGUUGUUUACAGAGUUUGAAACUUGUUUUUAAGUGCCACAGUUGAUAAAAUUGUGACAAAAUGAUGGCAACAAACGGAAAGAAAGCUUGUGGAGUAAAAGAUGAGUCGUCGGUGUCCACAAACGGCGCUUUUGGCAGCAAUUCACCCUCAGCUGUUGUGAACGGCGCUGCAAAGGAAGCUUCACCGGCCUCCAAGCUGCAAAACGGAGGAGCUGAGGCGGCCAAAAGGUUCACCUUCACCUCCGAGCCCACCAUCGAGGAUAUUCGGCGUUUGCAAGCGGAGUUCACGGACGAGCGGGACUGGAACCAGUUCCAUCAGCCCCGCAACCUGCUGCUGGCCAUGGUCGGGGAGGUGGGCGAGGUGUCGGAACUCUUCCAGUGGCGGGGGGAGGUGGCCGAAGGACUGCCAGACUGGACCGAGUCUGAGCGGGAGCAGCUCGGCCAGGAACUAAGCGACGUGUUGAUUUAUCUGGUGGAGCUCGCCGAGAAAUGUCACGUCGACCUUCCCCAAGCGGUGCUCCGCAAAAUGGCCUUAAACAGACUGAAGUACCCCGCCAGCAAGGUGCACGGCUCGGCCAAGAAGUACACAGAGUAUAAGGACUAAGUUUUGUGUUUACUGACAGAUGUCAAUCAGGGGACGCUGGUGGCAAUGAUGACUGGAGCUGCUACUAUCUUCACUGUCAACAUGCUGUAGCUGCACUAUAAACUACUGUUGAACUUUUUAUCCCUUGGUUCAAAUGUUUAUUUUCCUGGGGUUGCACAUGCAACUUGUAUGUAUCUUUGUGAGCCUAGUUACCCAAAGUCACAGUCAGUUUUGGCUUUUUCUUGCUGUAAACUUUUACGGUUUUUAUAGUCUGAUCAUUGAUCAUCUUAAAUUUGCCUUUUGGUACUAGUAUACAAGAGGAGUGUAACAGUGGUUUGGAAAGUAGUUGAUAUUGACUUUAAUGAAUGUUCUGACCAUCCCACACAUGGAAAAUUGAGAAAGCAGCAAAGGAAUACAUGUUAUUAUUUUUGUGUAUAUUUGAGUUAUUCUAAUUUCCCAUCAUGUCUUGUUUGGAUCAUCUCAUCUGAGGUUUUGUUCAUAUCACCUAUUACACAUUUUC
This is a messenger RNA of Scomber japonicus (chub mackerel), 1129 nucleotides long. RefSeq names its product dCTP pyrophosphatase 1 (gene dctpp1). Gene Ontology annotation, biological process: nucleoside triphosphate catabolic process. Bases 88 to 630 code for a protein of 180 amino acids. NCBI's taxonomy places the organism in Eukaryota, Metazoa, Chordata, Actinopteri, Scombriformes, Scombridae. Gene Ontology annotation, molecular function: nucleoside triphosphate diphosphatase activity. The transcript has a single exon. The record is from RefSeq and is a predicted model, not a curated record.